AUGUCUACAAUUCAUCAAGAGAAACCUAGCGAAACAGUCCAAGAGGACUUAAAUAAUAUGUUAAAUGAUUUAAUAACAAAUGUCGUUGAUUCAUCUGUAGGAAAAAAAUUAAAUAAUGGUUACAAAACUGCCAAAACUAGUGCACCAUUAGUUGAAAAUACUUGUAAUAUCAUUGAAAAUGGUCUUUUAAAAGCAACAUCUGAUUAUGUAAUUCCAACUGCUGCUAAAGCUGUAGAUAACUACAAUAAAGGUGCUUCAAGUAUCAAAUCUGUUUAUGGAAAAACAAUGGAUGUUGCUAAUUUGACUACAGCUUAUGGUAUGACAGCUUUGGUAGCAGGAAUACAAUUAAGUCUUCUUGCUGGUUUCACAGGAGCAAACUAUGCUUUAGAUACAGCUAAAGCAACAAAAGAUAUGGCUGUCAAAACAGCUACAUCUGUUAUUGAUGUUAAAAAUUCUACUGCUGAGAAGAUUGCUUCCUCAAUUGAAAAGACAUUAUCAAUAGCUUCUAUGCCUAAAAGUAUGGCAGCUUCUCAAAUUAAUUAUGCUUUGGAUGUAACAACAUCAUAUGUUGAAAAUUUGGUUCAAAACACAAUACCCAAAGAUGCUGUUGAUGAAAAUUCAACAAUAAUUGAUCGUAUCAAGGUUUUGACAACUUUUAUUGCUUCUAAUCUCUAUUCAAAAGGAAAUUCUGAUGUUGUUGAACCAAUUCUUAAUAAUUUAUACAAUUUGAUGUCCAAGAUAAAAGAUAAUUUCAUACUUCUUAAUGUUUUACAUAAGGAAAAACAAUGGGCACUUGAUUCUUGUGCUGGAAUAUCAACAAAAUUAGCAAAUAUUAAGAAACUUGUAGAAGAGAAAGCUGCUGAAUUAAAAAUGUCUCCAGAGGAAGUACUUCUUCAACAAAUUCGUGUAACAACUGAUAUGUUAAACGAAAGUGUUGAUAAAAUUGAAUCAAAAUCUGAAAAUAUUCUUACUCCUCAAAUCAAUGAUCUUAUCAAAAAGAUUGUUGCUUUAAUAAAAGGUUUUGAUCAAAGUUUAGAUAAUAAGAAAUCUGUCUAUGAUGUAAAAGAUGAAGUUCUUCAUCAAAUAGUUAAUACUUUAACAUCUGUCAUGGGAUUUUUUGGAAACAAAUAA
This is a messenger RNA of Strongyloides ratti, 1131 nucleotides long. RefSeq lists its product as hypothetical. Bases 1 to 1131 code for a protein of 376 amino acids. The transcript is spliced from 2 exons. The record is from RefSeq and is a predicted model, not a curated record. NCBI's taxonomy places the organism in Eukaryota, Metazoa, Nematoda, Chromadorea, Rhabditida, Strongyloididae.